Molecule: messenger RNA, 1931 nt
Organism: Neoarius graeffei (lesser salmon catfish)
Lineage: Eukaryota; Metazoa; Chordata; Actinopteri; Siluriformes; Ariidae
Product: alanine aminotransferase 2-like
Exons: 12
Coding region: 122-1504 (460 amino acids)
Biological process (GO): biosynthetic process
Molecular function (GO): L-alanine:2-oxoglutarate transaminase activity; pyridoxal phosphate binding
Source: RefSeq, a predicted model, not a curated record
AGAGAAAAGUGCUUACAGAGUCUGUACAGACGAGUUUAAAAUGUUUAAAUGAUUAUAUGAAUAAGAAGACAUUAACUGGAGCCAUUCCAACUUGUUAAUAGGGACUCUCGCCAGAGAAACAAUGACAAACCAUGCUGCGGUUCACAGUGUAAAGGUGUUGACGAUGGACACCAUGAACCAGAACGUGAAGAGGGUGGAGUACGCAGUGCGCGGGCCCAUCGUGCAGAGAGCCGUGCAGAUUGAAAAAGAACUUCAACAGGGAGUGAAAAAGCCCUUCACUGAAGUGAUUAGGGCGAAUAUUGGUGACUGCCACGCCAUGGGCCAGAAACCCAUCACUUUUUUCAGACAGGUGCUGGCUGUUUGCUUAUAUCCUGAUCUUCUGGACGAUGACAGAUUUCCAGAAGACGUGAAAGGUCGAGCACGACGGAUCCUUCAAGCCUGCGGUGGAGGAAGUUUGGGCUCUUACAGCAUCAGUCAGGGGAUUGAGCUUGUUCGACAGGAUGUGGCGCAAUACAUUGAGAAGAGAGAUGGAGGGAUCAAAUGCAAUCCAGACAACAUCUACCUCACAUCUGGAGCCAGUGAUGGCAUUGUGACGAUGCUGAAGCUGCUGGUCUCAGGUGAAGGAGCUUCUCGGACUGGAGUAAUGAUCUCCAUCCCUCAGUACCCGCUGUACUCUGCCGCUCUCGCCGAGCUUGCCGCUGUGCAGGUUAAUUAUUAUCUGGACGAAGAAGCAUGUUGGAGUUUAUGCAUCCGAGAGCUGCGGCGUGCGCUGGAGGAAGCAAGGAAGCACUGCACACCUCGAGUCCUGUGUAUCAUCAACCCUGGAAACCCAACUGGUCAGGUGCAGAGCCGACAGUGCAUUGAGGACGUGAUCCGAUUCGCAGCUGAAGAAAACCUCUUUCUAAUGGCAGAUGAGGUCUAUCAGGACAACGUGUACGCAGAUGGCUGUGAGUUUCACUCGUUUAAGAAAGUGCUGUUUGAGAUGGGUCCAGAGUUCUCAGACCGAGUGGAGCUGGCUUCAUUUCAUUCAACGUCCAAGUGCUACAUGGGAGAGUGUGGAUUCAGGGGUGGCUACAUAGAGGUGGUGAAUUUGGACCCUGAGGUCAAAGUUCAGCUGACAAAGCUGGUCUCAGUGCGUCUGUGUCCUCCUGUAACCGGACAGGCUUUACUGGACCUGGUGGUGAAUCCUCCUGAACCGCAUGAACCCUCGUACAACAUAUUCAUUAAGGAGCGCUCAUAUACUCUGGCUGAAUUAGCGAAGAAAGCUAGCAUGACACAGCAGAUUCUCAAUCAGGUGCCGGGGAUCAAGUGUAAUCCAGUCCAGGGAGCCAUGUACACCUUCCCUCGCAUUCACAUCCCGCCUAAAGCCGUUUCUGCAGCUCAGGAGAGCGGUCAAGCUCCAGACAUGUUCUACUGCAUGAGACUGCUCGAGGAGAUGGGCAUCUGCCUCAUACCAGGAAGCGGAUUCGGUCAGAAAGACGGAACGUAUCAUUUUAGUGCAUAACUUGAAGAUUGCUGUACACCAACGCAACCCAUCUAACUUGAAGGAGAUGGAGCAGUUUUGCCUUGAGGAAUGGGCAAAAAUCCCAGUGGCUAGAUGUGCUAAGCUAAUAGAGGCAUACCCCAAGAGAAUUGCAGCUGUAAUUGCAGCAAAAGAUGGCUCGACAAAGUAUUGACUUUGGGGGGUGAAUACCUAUGUACACUCCAGAUUUAUGUUUGUUCAUCUUAAUUAUUGUUUGCAUCACAAUUAAAAAAAAACCCUUUAAAGUGGUAGGCAUUGUGUGUAAAUCAAUGGUGCUAACCCCCCAACAAUCUAUUUUAAUUUGAGCUCGUGAUGCGACAAAACAGGACAAACACCAAGGGAGACAAAUACUUUUGCAUGACACUGUAUACUGUAUUAUUUUAGUGUUUCAUUAUGAAUCUGACCAACU